AUGUCGAUAGCACAAAGUCCAGACUCCCGGGGAACGACAAGAGAGAGGAGUCGCAGUCAAACUACUCAGGCGCUAUUCACCACUGAAUUCAACAAGAUGCUGCCGAAGAGCAGUCCACGCUUUGGUGCCUUGAGUCAUCACUCAUUCUUCUCCCGGCAUAACCCUCAUCCACACAGGGUGAGACAUAUUCAAGGGCUCAAUGGUAGACCCGUUUGCAUGGUGAGAGAUGAUUGGUUUGUCACCUCAUCGUUAUUUCCUCAUCCGCUUCUCAGGAGCCACGUCCUCAGGAAAGCAGCUGAUCCAUCUUUUGUUUUUCCGCUUGCUCAGAAUCUUGAUGGAUUCAGUAGAAACAAAAACAAAUCAGCACUAUUUUCAGAAGCCUGGAGGGACGAACUUAAAGAAUUCGCUGCAAAAAUCAGUUUUUCUUCUCAAGCACAAAAGGACAAGAAAGAGGACCAACCAGAGGACGAAUUUGUUCGUCGAAAGACCCAAUAUUCAGCUGAAACCGGGAGAAUCAUCCCUCCAUCCAGCAAGUCUUACCAGCGCAGAUCCCAUUCCCAGCGCCUGAUUUAUCCUCAGCCUUUCCAUGACCAAGAAUUCAUGGUGUUGGAGCUACUUUGUCAGAUCCUGCAGACUGAUUCCCUGUCCACAGUCCAACAGUGGCUUCUGCUUGCAGGCCAAAGAGAGAAAGACCUGGUGAUGGGGAUGAUCAAACAAGCUCUGGAUGGCGUCGACCUCUCAGGUCAUCAUCAGAAAAACUUCCAGCAGCUCCAGGCUUUUCAUCCUGGUGCAUCUCCGCCAGUGUAUGGUCCAUCACUCGACCAGACGUGGAGAAAACCACAGAGAACGUGCUCAAACAGAGUGGCCCGAACUUUGAGCGAUGACAAACCAGAGAGGAUUGGAGAUGCAGAGGUCCUUGCUGUCCACGCAGGAGCUCAGAAUCAUCUUCAAGAUCAUCCACUUCAGCCCACAGACACUGUAUAGAGCUCCCUGAUUUUCAUCAUGGCGAUGACUCUAG
This is a messenger RNA of Toxotes jaculatrix (banded archerfish), 1018 nucleotides long. It is a transcript of the gene tbata, whose product is annotated as thymus, brain and testes associated. The record is from RefSeq and is a predicted model, not a curated record. The coding region runs from base 1 to 984 and encodes 327 amino acids. NCBI's taxonomy places the organism in Eukaryota, Metazoa, Chordata, Actinopteri, Toxotidae. The transcript is spliced from 8 exons.